Molecule: messenger RNA, 1761 nt
Organism: Rasamsonia emersonii CBS 393.64
Lineage: Eukaryota; Fungi; Ascomycota; Eurotiomycetes; Eurotiales; Trichocomaceae
Exons: 2
Coding region: 1-1761 (586 amino acids)
Source: RefSeq, a predicted model, not a curated record
AUGAUGGAUCUCUCACACUUGACACGCCCAUCAAUCCUGUGCCAGUGUUCGCGCUGCUCCAGCUCGCUAGCCGCCUGUGAAAAUGAGUGGGCGAAGCUGUCGAACACGUACUCGACCGUUGCGGGGUGGCUCAGCGUUGACCUGAAUAGGAUUAAUAUAUCUUCGGAGAAGAAACAGAUCCCUCAGUCGUCCGAACUCAGCUUCGUACGGGGCUGCAUUGUGCAGGAGAUUAUGUGCAGGCUCUGUCACCAGAAGCUCGGAGCUCUCGCCCACUUGGAGAAUGGAGUCAAGAUCUUCUGGAAACUGUCUAAAGUCUCUUUUCGAGAGAUCAUAUCUAUGAGGGAGACUCAACCGGUUUUCAAGGAAGGCGCACUACCUACUCUCUUCCCACAGCACAGAGCUCCCACGGAACCCGAGUCCACCUCAAGAGCUGACCCGUCAGCCACCUCAGAUCAAUCUGAUAGCGCUCUUCGCGCUACCUCUGUCCAGCAACAGAUACAGAGUCAGGGAGUGAGCAUUAAUCGAAUCUCAAGCUCCGUCGACGAGCUGCACGAUACCAUGGCCGAACUAAAACAAGCCUUUACAGCUUUGCGGAUCGAAUUGAACGCACCCGGAAAUCGUAUACAGGAUAUCGACAAGAUGGACGGGGGUCUGGACAUGGUCAGGACUGUGCUGAAAGAGCUUAAAGCCAAAGCAGACGAAAUCGAAAAGCUGAGACUGGAAAACGAGUCAUUGAAGUUGAAGAACAAGUAUUUGGAGGAACGAAAUAUGGCAGCAUCUCCGCCUAUGCCCCAUCGUUUGGACAAUAGAGCCAUGUCUGAAGUUCGCAGUCCUGGUCUUCUAAAUGAGAAUGGGAAGCGUUCGUGGCCCGGAACGCUCACGGAUAACCACCACCAGCAGAUCGCGGACUCGUUCGACGAUGAUGGUGACAAUGAAACUGUGAACCACGUGGCGUUGGAAGAGUCUGCGCUGCCUCCCGUCAAGGUUCCCUUGAAGCCAGCAGACGAUACUGCUGCUGCCAGUUUUCGGCAGCUACAGAAUGAAAUCGCGUCGUGGGCGCAGAACGGAGAUGGUUCCGGUUCUGACCUGGUGACAGGAGGUCGAAGUGAAACCGGAGAGCCUGCCAAUAAACGCCCACGGCUGAGUACUGCAGAGAAUAUCGAGAGCCCUGGUAGUGCAGGAAAAGAGAAAAAGAAACCAGGGAGGCCUAAGGGCUGGCGAAAGUCUACGGGUCAGACACAGCCAUCUGACGAGCCGCAGACCCCCGUACCAGCAGUAAUGUUGUCUGAACAGGAGGCCGACGUUAGUUCCGGCACACAGAGAGAAGAAGCUGUCGCCAACCACGAAGAUGACACCGCAGACUCUGGAGGGCCUCAAACACGGAGCCGAGGCAGACGAGCAAGAUCCAGGGCUCCAUCCAGGGCUGCAUCCAAGGCCCCAUCCAGAGCGCCAUCAGCCUCCCCGAUCGUCACCAGAUCAGCCCAGAAAGCCCAAGACAAGAACACUACACCACUUAAAGACAUCGAAGCAAACGAAGCAAAUGCCGACUCUGUCGCCACAGCUGAAGCAGCGUUCACGGUUCAACCUCCGGAUAUCCCCCAGAAUUCAAAUUCAUCCGAAAAAGAGAACAGUAAUGAGAAUGCAGUUUCAGCCCCCGAUCAAGUCUCUUCUUCCAACACGCGCAAAUCCCAAGUCGCCGCCAGAGACGUCCUGGCUAAGAUGGCAAUGGAGCGAGAAGAAGCGAUGGCGACUGACGGGUAG